This is a messenger RNA of Enterobius vermicularis (human pinworm), 668 nucleotides long. The record is from the annotation of a GenBank genome assembly. NCBI's taxonomy places the organism in Eukaryota, Metazoa, Nematoda, Chromadorea, Rhabditida, Oxyuridae.
UUGUUCGGUGGAAAAGUUUCAACAUGUUCUCAGAGAAACACUUACUUUUUCUAUUUAUUUGCAGCAACAUCGUGCGCAGCAGAUGACGCAGCUACACAAGCAGCUGCAUCAAGUGAUGCAGCAGCCACUGAAGCAAAUACUGCUCGAGCUGGAGGCUCCGAUUCGGGAACGAAUGCUCUGGUUCCGCUCUCAAAUGAAGACGAGUGUGUUGAUAAGAACCCGGAGUGCCCGAAGAGUGCUCGGUACUGUAACGAUGCAUUCUUUUAUGAAUUUAUGAAGGAGAAUUGCAAGAAAACUUGCGGGGAAUGUGAGUUACGGAGUGAAUGUGACGAUGUUCUACCAUCACAGGUUUGUGAAGAUAACUACGAUUACUGCUAUGAUCCGGUUUACCUGAACUUGAUGAGACAACAAUGCCGCAAGACCUGUUUAUUUUGCCCAGAAUUCUGCUAUGACACGAUUGAAAAUUGUGCGAGCAGUCUGAUUUAUUGCUAUGACCCUUUAUAUCGAAACAUUAUGGGGUUCCGUUGCCCUAUUAGCUGCAAAUUCUGCGGAGGUACUUGCAAAGACGAGUUGGCAAAUUGUGCACAAAACAAACACCUUUGUUCCAAUUCUACACAUAAAAACUUUAUGAGCGUCAGAUGCUCGAAAACAUGUGGAGUUUGCUAAUU